Messenger RNA from Folsomia candida, 2839 nucleotides. RefSeq lists its product as uncharacterized. Lineage: Eukaryota; Metazoa; Arthropoda; Collembola; Entomobryomorpha; Isotomidae. The coding region runs from base 916 to 1551 and encodes 211 amino acids. The record is from RefSeq and is a predicted model, not a curated record. The transcript is spliced from 4 exons.
AUUUUCUGUGGCGUACAAAGGCUACAAAACCGAGGCUGAGCAAGGCGCAUUUCAUCCCUUGCUUCCUCACCACCCACCACAAGCAUCACUGAAGAUCAUACCUCCUGGGUCGGAGAAAGCAGCACCAGGCAGCAGGGCAGGAAGGAGAAAGUGGCGAGUGAAAGCACCAGCGAGUAAAAACAAGGCACACGAGCCCCUCACUUCUCUUCUGUGUAGUCUCUCCAUCAUCAAUUCAAUUCUCUGUCCGAGUGGGCGAGCUGGUGGAGAGAGGUUUGUAAAGUCAAAGCUCACUCAAAAUCGAGAUAAUCCAGUUGAGCUGAGACAGUAGGCGAGCAGGAGCAUCAGUCGUCUCGUUGGGAAAAGUGAGACAGCGGAGAAAGCAACAGUUACUUUAACAGCCUUGCACUCCGUAUCCAACCAACUUUCUCCACUUCCAGUUUUAUUCCACUCCGACCUCUAAAUAAGUCAACAUAAUCCACUCGAAGAGAUCGGGUCCUAUUUUUUGACCAGCAAGGAAAUAGCAGGAAAAAUAAGACAAAGUUUCAACUUUUCGAACCGCUUAGCCGCAGCAGUCAGUAUAAAUAAACACGGAGGACAAAACACUGACAAUCGGGUCAUUUAAUUUGACUUUCACACACAACUUCCAUUGUCUGCACACACGAGAGAUUGGCGAGGAACGCAAGCUGCAAAAGUCGCAUUUUCGUGUCUCUGUCUCAUCUUCACUUUCUUGUUCGUAGAAUUCGAUACUUACUUCCCAUCUCCCUUCCCAAUUCUAGACCGAGAUAUACACAAAUAUCGCUCUGAUUGCCAGACCAUCAUCCCCAAAGAAGAAAACUUUGAUCUCUCUAAUCUCAACGCUGAGGAAUUCUUAAUUUCCCACAAUUCCCAAGUCGAAAACUCUUCAUUUCUUGUAAAAUGCGGAAUAAAAACCAAAAGAUGAUGAUCUUGGCUGACUUUCUUCUCCCCUUUCUCUGCUGUUGGACAUUGCUACCCAGUUCCUGUGAUAGCCUCCCAAUCCAAUCUCAGUCAGCUCCUUCCAUCUCAUUCAACACUCAUCAGUGGCAAUCUUUGGUGAGGGAUGCCAUCAAAUUUCUCCAGAAACACCAGCAACAGCAACAAGCAGACGCUGCUGGGGAGCAUAAAUCAAAAACCAGGUUCGUGGUGGACCCCUCUUUCACUGGCAGCAACAACAACAAUGGACCAACUGGUAACAAUGGUGGUGGGACAGGAAUGGUCAAACUGAGAAACAUCCGAAGUGGAUAUGGCGACAUCUCGGACGUCGUACGUCUGGUUCACCUGCACGAACUGGAAAAGGCGUGGGCCAGCAAGGCGAGACCAAGGUUCGGCAAGCGGGCGGAGGUGACCCAAGACAACUUUCUUCCACCCUACGCGUACAUGGUGCCAAGAGACGAUGAAUACGACCAGGAAGUUGUUUUAAGUGAUUCUAAGGUUCCAGCGCUGCCAGAUUAUCUACAGACCGUUGGUGACCGGAAAGGUGAACACGAUUCAUUCAUGAAAUACCCGGAGGACUAUUUGAUAUCUGGUGCAUAACUGGUUGCGAAAGAUUACGGAGGCAAAAAGUGACGUGCCAGCCUCAUUUCCUUGGUUUAUUCCAUCUUACCUUCUCCAUUGUAAAACCAACAACAACCAUUUACUAGUAACUGAAUGCCAUAUUAUAAUCAUACAACUAACGCCUACCAUCCAGAAAAAUGGCAAAUACCAUCGUGCAGAUGUUUAGAAUUGAUGACUGUAAUGUGAUUUGGGAAACGAACCUGCUUGACACACGUCUUAAAUUUCUCUAGUGUUUAAUCUACCAAAACCCUCGUAAUCUUAAGGACCUUUUAUUGUGUUUAGCUGUAUGCAUUUAAAUCUGGAUUCUUAAUGGGGUCAAUAAUGACCUUUUUUAUUCACCUCCCACGUCAACACUUCCCCACACACCCCCCAAAAACGUCUCUAAUUAAAUAGUAUUCUACGCAUAGAAAGGAGAUCCCAUACCCAUACACGUCACUUGCAAAUAAAAUACAAUAAAAAAUACAGCUUACACAACCCUAUCCUCACAAAAGCUGCUUGCUAAAAAUGAACCAGGCUGGAAAAUUGACUUAAUAUAUGUUUCUUAAGCAAAGUGAGCAAAUUGUUUGCCUAACCGAGAGGAAAUUGCAAUUCCAAAAUUAGAUCAGUUCUUUUAAAAACCAUUCUGCUUACAUAGUAAAAAUAAUAACAUGUGUAAUAUGUACAUAGAUAAUAGCAUUGGCCAAGAUUGGGGUAAAAAUAACUCUAAAUUUCUCCAAAUUUCGAUGAAUUUUGAUGAGCUAACAAUUGUAGCUUAAGUGUAUGUAGAUUCAACCCUGGUGGUGGUAUGCCUCAUGCCAUGACAGAUUCUUGAAAUUAAUUAGCAGACGUUGCUUUAGGAGUUCGAAUGCCCAUAUUGCAGCUUUUAACCCAUUAUCUGUAGAACAGGGAAUUUCUUCUUCAAGGGAAAAACAAAGGUUGCUAACAUUUCGCUGAGUGGUAAGUUUUUCUCCCGUGUUCAAGUUUCCUAAGUUGCAUUAGUACACAUUAUGUACAAGUAAAUACAUGCAUGUCCAUACACAGUUACAUACAAAAAAAGAACUUAAACAUUACAGUUUGUGUUACCACUACAGCUCUGUUUUGAAUCUGUGCAGGAGGCAAAGUAAUUAAAGUGUGAGAGGUUACACGUGCAUGGAAAGUUGGUGGUGGAGCAGAUUCGGAAUUGUGCUUAUUGUACUUUCUUCUCUGGUGAGUGGUGUUCACUUUCAAACACACGACCGGUACAUAAAUUUACAAUAGUUGACAAAUGUGACGAAUGUUGAAAACAAGA